AUGAAAAGUUUCCCGGGACGGGUGUUGGCCCGUCUAUACAACGCGCCUGUUCUCAGAGUUCACGCUCGUUUUAUAUCUACUGAAGAUUCCUCGAUGGGUGCUUCAGGCUCCCCCGGCCCCCGUCGGGCUCGCAAGUCUGUCCAAGGCGAGUACUCGGACAGUGCAGUUUCCCACCAGCUUCAAGAACAGCUGGACGGUCUUGAUUUAGUACCGUUUGGCUCUAAGCAGAACUUGACCGAGCUCGAACAGCAGGAUCUCAAUAUCAAGAAGCAGCUGCGCCUCGUCAAGACCGCAGUGCGCAUGAAGGUGCCUCGCCCGAUUGCUCCCUCGCUCCGUUGGUACAGAUGGCCGCAGUACCCUUAUUUACACAAAGGCGGCCCCGUCAAGGCUUUGACCGUCACUCGUCACCCGAGUUCUGGUCGUAACAAUACUGGUCGUAUCAUGAUCCGGCACCAGGGUGGUGGUAAGCAACGACGUGUACGCAUUGUGGAUAUGUUUCGGCUGGCAGAGGGUGUCAACACCGUGAAACGUAUUGAGUACGACCCUAAUCGGAGUGCCCAUCUUGCUUUACUCGAAAACGACCAGGGUGCUUUGUCUUAUAUCCCCGCUACCGUGGGUAUGCGGGCUGGUGACGAGGUUGAAAGUUUCCGGCAGGGCGUGCCUCAACGGAUCACAGACGCUAUGGGUGGCUCGGUUGACCCUGGUAUUUUGGCUGGUCUAACAGCCAAGCGUGGUAACUGCUUACCGCUCCGUAUGGUUCCUUUGGGCACUGUUGUUCACAAUAUUGGAAUGACCAAACUCGGUCCUGCAAAGUUCUGCCGGGCUGCUGGUACAUAUGGCCGUCUUUACGAGAAGAUCCCUGAGAGAAACCGUGCAGUCGUCCGCCUUCAGAGUGGCGAAACCCGUUACGUCGCUCUGGACGCUUGUGCUACUAUCGGCAUGGUCUCCAACCCCGACCAUCAGCACCGUUCGUUCGGUAAGGCAGGGCGCUCUCGAAACCUGGGUAUUCGCCCUACUGUUCGUGGUGGUGCGAUGAACAAAUGCGAUCACCCACUAGGUGGUGGUCGUGGUAAAUCUAAGGGUAACAAGAUCCCCGUCUCUCCUUGGGGUGUGAUUGCCAAAAACGGCUUCAAGACCCGCCGGGGUAAAAACGUCAAUCGCAUGGUUAUUCGUGGCCGUCCUCGUGGCAGCCAGGGCGCUAAUUAA
This is a messenger RNA of Wickerhamiella sorbophila, 1206 nucleotides long. RefSeq names its product 54S ribosomal protein RML2, mitochondrial. Gene Ontology annotation, molecular function: structural constituent of ribosome; RNA binding; transferase activity. Gene Ontology annotation, cellular component: large ribosomal subunit; ribosome. Bases 1 to 1206 code for a protein of 401 amino acids. Gene Ontology annotation, biological process: cytoplasmic translation. NCBI's taxonomy places the organism in Eukaryota, Fungi, Ascomycota, Dipodascomycetes, Dipodascales, Trichomonascaceae. The transcript has a single exon. The record is from RefSeq and is a predicted model, not a curated record.